This is a messenger RNA of Physeter macrocephalus (sperm whale), 1495 nucleotides long. RefSeq names its product proteasome activator subunit 3 interacting protein 1 (gene PSME3IP1). The coding region runs from base 250 to 1014 and encodes 254 amino acids. The transcript has 7 exons. NCBI's taxonomy places the organism in Eukaryota, Metazoa, Chordata, Mammalia, Artiodactyla, Physeteridae. Gene Ontology annotation, cellular component: nucleus. The record is from RefSeq and is a predicted model, not a curated record.
AAAAGGAAGCUCAGAAGGGUCGAAAGAAAUAUAAAAGCAAAGGCUAUUUUCUUGCUUUCUUUUUGUUUUUACUUUCUUUCUGUUUCUUUUUCCUUAAGAGCGAGCGGCCCUUGCGGUGGCGGUUUGGGGUGGGCGCCGCUGAGGUGAGGGGGUCUCGCCUCCCGCACGCUGGUAGGUGAGUGCGGCCUGGGCCCUGGCCAGGCAGCGAGACCUGGGCUCCGGCUUCCUCGCUCCGGAGACUGAUCCAUUAUGGAUGGAGGGAAUGAUGGUAACCUUGUUAUCAAAAAGAGGUUUGUGUCUGAGGCAGAAUUAGAUGAACGGCGCAAAAGGAGGCAAGAAGAAUGGGAGAAAGUUCGAAAACCUGAAGAUCCAGAAGAAUGCCCAGAGGAGGUUUAUGACCCUCGGUCUCUAUAUGAAAGGCUACAGGAACAGAAAGAUAGGAAGCAGCAGGAGUAUGAAGAACAGUUCAAAUUCAAAAACAUGGUAAGAGGCUUAGACGAAGAUGAGACCAACUUCCUUGAUGAGGUUUCUCGGCAGCAGGAACUAAUAGAAAAGCAGCGAAGAGAAGAAGAACUGAAAGAACUGAAGGAAUACAGAAGUAAUCUCAGCAAGGUUGGAAUUUCUCAAGAAAACAAGAAGGAAGUGGAGAAGAAAGUGGCUGUGAAACCCACAGAAACCAAGACCAAGUUCUCCCAGGCAAAGCUGUUGGCAGGAGCUGUGAAGCAUAAGAGCUCAGAGAGUGGCAACAGUGUGAAAAGACUGAAGUCGGACCCUGACCCAGAUGACAAGAAUCAAGAAGCCCCUUCCUGCGUGUCUCUUGGAAGCACAUCUCUGAGUGGUCCCUCCAUCCACUGCCCCUCCGCUGCCGUCUGUAUCAGCAUCCUCCCAGGUUUGGGCGCCUACUCUGGGAGCAGCGACUCUGAGUCCAGCUCAGACAGCGAAGGCACCAUCAACGCCACCGGCAAGAUCGUCUCCUCCAUCUUCCGAACCAACACCUUCCUCGAGGCCCCCUAGUUCCUCUGUUCUUACCGCAGGGAGCUCCUCCCCAAGAGUAGACUGGACAGUUUAUUCUGCCUACAGGCAUUACCUCCCACAGAAAAGUCCUUUGCCUGCUCCCUGUGCACACCAUGACAUUUUUAACCUCAUCUAAAAAUGUGCCAGAAUCCACUUGUGGCCCGACUUGGGUUUGUUUUCUCUUUCUACUCCAGUACAGAUGCCCAAACCUGUCCCACGGCCUCUGUCCUCACUGAUGUAGUAGGGCAGAGGUCAGGGUCCAGCAGAAAUUCCACCAAGAAUGCCCUGGGAAAAUAGGUACCAAGCGGCUUGCAAAGCGUUUGGGUUCUGUUGCUUUCUUGUUUUUUUGUUUCUUUUUUUUUUCUUUUCCCAACACCAAGAAGCAAGGACAGUUAUUGAACAGGUAUCAUUUAAACAUUCUAUUCUAGACGAAGGCGCCGUUUGACUAUACUGCAUUGUAGAGUGUGCACGGGAGAGAGAA